AUGUUUGAUACAAAUGAAGAAUUUUGUAAACAUGUAAUAUCCGAGGAAUAUAAGGGUUAUACAUUUAUAGCACAUUACGCAAAAGGAUACGAUUCACAAUUUAUAUUAAAAUACUUGGUUGAUAACACUCUAAAACCUUUCACGAUUUAUAAUGGUACAAAAUUAAUGUUAUUAGAAAUUAAAUAUUUAAGUAUAAGAAUAAUAGAUAGUUCUAAUUUUAUUCAAGGUCCGCUCAGUAGUUUUCCAAAAACAUUUGGUCUCAACGAACUGAAAAAAGGUUACUUUCCGCAUUUCUUUAAUACAGUAGAAAAUCAAAAUUAUAUUGAGGAACUAGAGGCUUACUGUGAUUCAGAUGUAGAUAUUUUACGAAGAGGAUGUUUAGAAUUAAGAAAUCAAUUUUUGGAUAUAGCUAACAUCGAUCCUUUUUGCUAUACAACUAUAGCAGGUGUUUGUAUGGCUAUCUAUAAGUCAAAAUAUUUAAUAUCUGAUACUAUAGCUGUUUUAGAUAAAGAAAAAAAUGAAAAUUAUUCAAAACAAUCGAUAACGUGGUUACAACAUUUUAAUAAUAAAAAUAUUUCACAUGCAUUAAAUGGAGGUGAAAAAAUAAUAGCAGGAGCUAAAGUAGAUGGAUUUGAUAAUAAAUCAAAAACAGUUUAUCAAUAUAACGGUUGUUUUUGGCAUGGUUGUACUAAAUGUUAUAAAGAUAGAGAAACUAUAAAUAAUAUAAAUCAUGAAACAAUGGAGGAUUUGUAUCAAAAAACAAUUGACAGAAGUACAACAAUAAAAAAUGCAGGUUAUAAUCUUGUUGAGCAAUGGGAAUGUGAUUGGAUAAAUAGUACUACAUACAAAAAAAUGAAAAAAGCUGAUAUAGCUGACCCUAUUAAUCCGAGAGAUGCUUUCUUUGGAGGUAGAACAAACGCAACAAAAUUAAGAGUAAAAAAUACAAAAAUGCGUUAUAUUGACGUAUGUAGUUUAUAUCCAACUGUAAAUUAUUAUGAUCAUUAUCCUGUUGGACAUCCAGAAAAAAUAUUUAAACCAAAAGUAUAUGAUAAAAAAUGGUUUGGACUAAUUAAAUGUAAAAUUUUACCUCCAAGAAAUCUUUAUCACCCUGUACUUCCAGUUAAAAUUAAAAUGGAAAAAAGUGAAAAGUUAUUAUUUCCUUUGUGUUAUAAAUGUGCUGUAGAUCAAAAACCAAGUUGUAAUCAUUCUAAAAACGAAAGACAAUUUACAGGAACAUGGACAACAGAUGAAGUUAAUAAAGCUUUGGAAAAAGGUUAUAUUAUAACAAAAAUUUAUGAGGUGUGGCAUUUUAAGGAGAAAUCAACAGAUUUAUUUAAAGAUUAUGUUGAUAAUUUUAUGAAAAUUAAAUUAGAAAGUUCAAAACAUAAUUACAGUUCUGAUGAAGAGUAUAUAAAACCAAUUUUCGAUAAAAUGGGUAUUUUAUUAGAUAAAUAUAAAAUACGUGAUAAUCCAGCUUUAUUUACAACAUCUAGUGCAAGAUUAAGAUUAUACGAAAUGUUAGAUAAAUUAGGUAGAGCUGUAGCUUAUUUUGAUACCGAUUCUAUUUUCUAUAUAGAUAACGGUGUUAAUAAAAUUAAAACAGGAACAAUGUUGGGAGAAUGGACUGAUGAAUUAGGUGAAAAUGUACAUAUAACAGAUUGGGCAUCUACAGGACCUGUAGAUGCCCAAUCUGUUAUAUGUACAUUUUCACCUAAUUCAUCAGUCCAUUCUCCCAACAUUGUUCCUGUUUUAAUUUUAUUAACACCGUUAUCACCGUUAACACCGUUAUUUUAUAGAAAAUAG
Messenger RNA from Metopolophium dirhodum (rose-grain aphid), 1803 nucleotides. RefSeq lists its product as uncharacterized. NCBI's taxonomy places the organism in Eukaryota, Metazoa, Arthropoda, Insecta, Hemiptera, Aphididae. Gene Ontology annotation, biological process: DNA replication. Gene Ontology annotation, molecular function: DNA-directed DNA polymerase activity; nucleotide binding; DNA binding. The transcript is spliced from 4 exons. Bases 1 to 1803 code for a protein of 600 amino acids. The record is from RefSeq and is a predicted model, not a curated record.